Molecule: messenger RNA, 2070 nt
Organism: Cyanistes caeruleus (blue tit)
Lineage: Eukaryota; Metazoa; Chordata; Aves; Passeriformes; Paridae
Source: RefSeq, a predicted model, not a curated record
GCCAUUGGCUCUGUCCCCUGCAGCAUGCGUUUUGUGUCAUCGUGUGGACGCUGACCCGGACACCUGCGGAAACAGACGGGAGAAAUACGGGCUCUGUGCCCACAUGUUCUGCCUGUAUUUUGCCACUCUUCUUUUCCGGCAAGAAAAGAAACAGGUUGGAUUCCUGGGUUUUCUUCCUCAAGAUAUCCAAUGUGCAGUCAGGCGGGCGGCACAGAAGCACUGCUGCGUCUGCGGCCAGAGCGGGGCCACCAUCAUGUGCUGCGAGGAAGGCUGCGACAGAUGGUUCCACCUGCCCUGUGCCAAGGAGGGCGGCUGUGUUACGCAGUACAUUGCCCCAUACAGGUCCUACUGCCCUGAGCACCGUCCAGAGCAGAUGGUGCAGGUGACUCCAGAGCCGGGCACCGAAUGCCCCAUCUGCAUGGAGCCAGUGGAAGACAGAAUGACCUUUACCACCAUCGUGUGCCCAACGUGCCAAAGAGCCUGGUUCCACAGGGACUGCCUCCAGGGACAGGCCAUGCGUGCUGGUUUUUUCUCCUUCUGCUGCCCCCUCUGCAGAGACGAUGGCAUGUUCGCUGUCGAAAUGUUCAUCAUGGGAAUCCGCAUCCCCUUCAGACUGCCAACAUGGGAGGACAACGACGCCUUCGCGGAUCUGAGAGUGCGUCACAGCAGGUGCAAUGCCAGGGAAUGCCUUUACCCAGGAGGCAGGGAGGAGGCAGAGGAAGAGGGGCCCUGGAAGCUGCUCCUGUGCUCCUCCUGUGCUGCCGAGGGCACCCACAGGCGCUGCUCUGGCCUGACAGUGAGGAGAACCCGCUGGGAGUGUGACAGCUGUGCUGGUCUCGGCACAGCCCCCAGGGAUGAGCAGCCAGAGCUCAAUGGCCCCAGCCGGAUCAGACAGUCAGGACUGGAGCCUGCUCACGGCCUUUCAGAAUCCGAGGCCAUCAGGCCGAGCUCCAGCAGCGCAGUGCCAUCGGGUCUGGCUCCCCAGUCUCCAACUCCAGGGACCAGCAGCCACAGAAGCCCCCGGCAUGCAGUUUCUUCCUUGGCAGACACCGGCAGCGCACGCACACCAAGGGCAAGAUCCAGCAGCUGGACGGGCCCUGAGGACAGGGUCCAUUCCAGACAUGCUGGGCCUGACCGCAGGCGAAGGCGCUCUCAACAGCAGAGGCGGGCCUCAGAUGGGGCCGUCCGGUCGCGGAGUCGCCAUGACAGGAGCAGUAGGAGAACAUCAAGUGCAGAGAGGCGCAGGCAAAGGGAGACACCGUCGCGGGCUUCCCGCAGACACAGCCGCUCCCGGCAGCAAGCUCAUGCCCAGAGUCCACCUGCCCGGUCGAGGAGUUGCCAUGACAGGAGCGGCAGGAGAACGUCGAGGGCAGAGAGGCCCAGGCGAAGGGAGACGUCCUCAGGGACGUCCCCGAGACGCAGCCGCUCCUGCGUGCAACGUCGAGCCUCGGAUCAACCUGUCCGCUCCAGGAGUCGCCAGGACAGGAGCAGGAGGAGAGCAGCAAGUGCUGAGAGGCCCAGGCGCAGGGGGACACCGUCGGGGACGUCGCGCUGGAGCAACCGCUCCCGCCAGCCACGUCGGGCCUCAACUGGGACCUCCAACAGCAGCACGUAGUGUCACCUUUUCUUUCUAGUCCCUCUGUUUGCUGCCGUAAGUGAAGUAAAGCCUUUCUUCAGUAAAGCAGAGGGAGAAAGAAGAGAGUGAGACACUGCUUUCAGUGUCUGAAGAAAUCGAUUGCGACACUGCUGCUGAUUUAAAACACUUGCUUGGACCUUCAAAGAUGAAACCGGAAAAGACAGUGGAAACAGGCUGGGACAAAGAGGAUGCACAGGACUCUGCCCCAGACGAACGUCUGGGACCUUUGCCUGAAAACGACAGAACUCAGGAGUCCAGUGCUUUCCAGUUUUCCUUCUUUGGAGACACAGAGGAGUUGGGCAUCAAAGAAGAGCCUUACGUACUUGGAACGACAAAACCGGAAAACGUCAGGUGGCGACAGGAUUCACAUUUCCAAGACAUCCCGUCUGGGGCUGCUGGUGAGCCGGAGAUGUCAGAAAUUGAAAAGCACCAAG